UAAUGACAAAAUAAGAUUCGAUUGUCUACGUGGAUUCGGAAUUUUGCAGAUAUCGACGGAGGGCAGUCGGCUGUGGCGGCCGAAGUCCCCGACGGUGUGAUGUUUGGGGCUUCGGAAGCCACCGUGUUCACUGUUCAAAGAUUCUUGCUUGCAGAGCCAAACCAAACACCCAAGUUCCUUCCUUACAGAAACCCUUACGGUGGAAGGAAGGGAAAGGCAUCUCCCAUGGCUAUGGCAAUGGCCGCACUAUUUCUCUCACUUCCUCAUCACCCAUCACCUCCAUUUCACCCUUCCAAAUUCCAAUGGCUUUGGCGUUUUCUUCUGCACCAAGUUUCAUCCAUUUCCCCAUCUCAAUCUCAAACUCCAACAUCCUCAACGCCCCCUCUCUUCCCACCACCAAUAACCCCCGCCCAUCGCCGGCGCCGUCGGCCAAGCGUCGAGUCUCUCUGAGCGUAAAAUGUCACGGCGGUGACGCCGAGCCGGACAAAAAAGACCCUUUUGAAACAAUCGACAAACUUUACAAGGACAUAAAGAACGAACACAUCGCUCCCUUCCAACCCAAAUCUAGGAAGCCGAAUUUCGUCUCUAAUUUCAUCAAUGCCUUACAGAAAAGAAUAAUAUUCUUAGUGCAGCCAACAAAUGAUGGAUCGAUGGUGGGUGUUAAAUGGAGAGUAGGGUGGCAUAAACCCCUGAUGGUGUGGGAUAAUGGUGUCGGCAUCCAUUUCCACCAAAGCUAUGUUGGAAAGUUGCUUAUUAGCAACUUGGAGAAUCUACUAGACCCUGUUCUUCGCCUAGCGCCCGAAACACUGACUUACAAAUUUGUGGGGAACAGAGGAAUUGGAGUUGGGUGCGGGGAAAACAGAGGAGAGCUGCAGCCCUGUGUGUGGGUUUCUUCUUCCUCAUUCUCUCGCUCUUCUUCUUCAAGUUUUGUGUUCGGUAGGGCCGGCGUUCUAUAAUGUGCAGAGCCCAACAAAGAAGGGACAGUCAACUUCUUAUGCAUUUCAAAUACACCCAUAAAUUUAUACCCAAUUGUUUCAAAAUUGCCCUUUCAGCUACCUACGAUGUUUCUAGUAUAAUGCAAGUUCACUUUGUCAUUUACAUUAAUUUUACCCAAAUGCCAUGCUCCUCAUGUGUUGUAUUAACAA
This is a messenger RNA of Cucurbita pepo subsp. pepo (vegetable marrow), 1145 nucleotides long. The record is from RefSeq and is a predicted model, not a curated record. Lineage: Eukaryota; Viridiplantae; Streptophyta; Magnoliopsida; Cucurbitales; Cucurbitaceae.